Messenger RNA from Castor canadensis (American beaver), 951 nucleotides. The record is from RefSeq and is a predicted model, not a curated record. Lineage: Eukaryota; Metazoa; Chordata; Mammalia; Rodentia; Castoridae.
AUGUUGGGACUUGCUGAGGGACUGUUCCUAGUUCUGAUUGUCACUCAGUUCAUCCUUGGAAACCUGGGGAAUGGUUUUAUCGGGUUGGUCAAUGGUAGCAGCUGGUUCAAGAACAAGAAAAUUUCUUUGUCUGACUUCAUCAUCACCAGCCUAGCCCUGUCCAGGAUCAUUCUGCUGUGGAUUAUCUUGAUUGAUGGUGUUUUAAUAGUAUUCUCUUAUGAAAUACGUAAUUCAGGAACAGUAAUGCAACUUAUUGAUAUUUUCUGGACAUUUACAAACCACCUGAGCAUUUGGCUUAUCACCUGCCUUGGUGUUCUCUAUUGCCUGAAAAUUUCCAGUUUCUCCCACUGCACAUUCCUCUGGCUCAAGUGGAGAGUUUCCAGGGUGGUUCUGGGGAUGAUGUUGGGUGCACUGCUCUUAUCCUGUGGCAGUACUAUAUCUCUGAUCAACGAGUUUAAGGUCUAUUCUGUCCUCAGUGGAAUUGGUGGCACAGAGAAUGUUACUGAACACUUCAGAAAGAAGAGAAGUGAAUAUGAUCUGAUCCAUGUUCUUGGGAAUCUGUGGAACUUCCCUCCCUUAAUUGUGUCCCUGGCCUCCUACUUUCUGCUCCUCAUCUCUCUGGGGAGGCACACACGGCAGAUGCAGCGCAAUGGUGCCAGCUCCAAAGAUCAAAGCACUGAGGCCCACAAGAGGGCCAUCAGAAUCAUCUUCUCUUUCCUUUUAUUUUUCCUACUUUACUUUGUUUCCUUUUUAAUUUUGUCAUCUAGUCGCUUUUUACCAGGAACUAAGGUGGCUAACAUGAUUGGUGAAGUCAUUACAAUGUUCUAUCCUGUUGGCCACUCAUUUAUUCUCAUUUUGGGGAACAACAAGCUGAAACAGAUCAUUGUGGCAAUGCUCCCAUGUGCAUGUGGUCAUAAGAAGCCUGGAUCUAAAGGAUGCUUUUCCCCAUAG